AUGCUUUUCAGUCAAUUAAAACCGGUUUCACGUAAAACGAUUGUUAUGGAUACAAAUGGUAUUAUUACUAAUGGAGCCACCGAUCUAGUUGUGAAUGCGGACGCACAAGAAAAUGUUCAAGAUACAAUAUUAGAUACAUCUGACAUGGGCAAUGACGAAACAGACAUCGAAACAAUGAGAAAACGUAUUCAUGAAAUGGAAGAAGAAGCUGAAAAACUCAAAUUAAUACAACUUGAAGUUGAAAAACAGAUACAAUUACCAGGAACACCUGGAACAUCUCAGUUUCCGACUUUUGAAGAAAAAAUGGAAGCUGAUCAACGAUCUGUUUACGUAGGAAAUGUUGAUUAUUCAGCCACAGCACAAGAAUUAGAAAAUCAUUUUCAUGGAUGUGGAUCAAUUCAUCGUGUUACAAUUUUAUGUGAUAAAUUUAGUGGACAUCCAAAAGGCUAUGCCUACGUUGAAUUUGCCGAUAAAGAUUCGGUACAAACAGCAAUAGCACUUGAUGAUUCAUUAUUCAAAGGGCGACAAAUCAAAGUUUUUGAAAAGCGUACUAACCGUCCGGGAUAUACUUCAACCGAUCGCCCGCCAAGAGGCGGUCGAGGCUUUGCACGUGGAGGGCGUUAUCCAAGAGGAGGUGCUGGUUAUAUGCAGGCUUACAUUCCUACUUUUCGUGUUAGAAGUCGACCAUAUUUCAGGUAUAUUAAUUCAAACAACAAUCUUUGUUCUCUAUAAAUGUAUACUCAUCCAUCUGUGUUUCUUUUUAUUUUCAGAGGUCGAGGACGUAGUAGUUAUUUUUAUUCACCAUAUUAAACAAUUUUUAUUUAAUUUUUGUUUUUUUGUAUCGUGUCAAAAAAAAUUGUCAUCUUCACAUUUAUGUGUGUACUCUUUUUGUAUGUUUCUCUUUUUGUUUUAUUUUGCGAUCACCACACAUGUUUCGUUCAUUAAUUUUCUUCCAUUAGACAUCAGAAACAUUAUGGAAGAGGAAAGCAAACAUGUCGCGGCGAAUUAUUUUUUUAAUUAAUCCACCCGUGAACAGUGUGUGCAUCAUCUAUAUAUUUCUGUAUGCGUGCGUGUGUAUGUAUGACAAUUGUUAUUGUUUAUAGACAGAAUCUGAAAUGUUAUUUGGUCAAUCAUUGUCGUCAUGUAAAUGAUAGACUCCUGCUAAUGGUGAGCAAACUCACAUAUGUUAGAUUUGCUUGUUUCGUUGUUAUUUUCCUUCUUCUCUUCAUUGAUUUUUUUUGCUGAGAAAAUUGUAAAGAUGAAAUCGAUAUGAUCGUGUGUCGCAGAAAAAAAUUUGUUGUCGUUUUUUUUAUGAUUACUUAACGUGUCUGUAAUGCCGUUGGACGAUGUAAAAAAUUGCGAAAAAAAAAUUCAAAAAAAAACCUGAAAAAAUAGGAAAAACAAGAACAAAACACAAAAAAAGAACAAGAAAAAGACAAAAAGAAUAACUAUUCGGUGUAAUAUAAUAAAAAGUUCCUCUUACGGCGGAACCUUCUCACAUAUCUACCUCCGUUUUCAGUGAUAUUCUGUCUAUCGAUAGAGGAUAGUAUGCUAGAGUAAAAGGCCUAAAAGGAUUUCUGUUCUUAAUGCUUUCUUUCUAAAGUUAUGAAUUUCGCUUAAAGAAAGAGAUACGGUUACACUAGGAUUUUGGUAUAUCGAUCAAGACAAAGGAUUGAGCACUGAAAUUUUUUUGUUAUUGUACUAGUGGUCUGCUAGUAGUACAAAAGUAUUGAAGCCUUCAACUCAUAUAUUUGUUGAUUAAACGAAUUUUUACUCUCAUAAGAAAAACCUAGUUUAGUUCUGUAGAUGUUCUUUUAUUUAUUCUGGUUCACAUUUCUUUUGUGCCCAGUAGGUCACAGAUGUUUGUGUAUUUGUUUUCUCUACCAUGGCCAUUCUGAAAUAUAGAAAAAACACAUAUCUAAUUAGUCUUUCUCAUGUACGCGUUUUCCCAUAUUUGGGAAAAAGGAAAACAGAAUUAGACUUCCAUCCGAGAGAAGUCAACUGAGGGCAACUACGAACUGUAGGUGGUGCGACUUAAUGCUUUUCACUUGGCUGGCGGCCACGGUAAAUUCUUCUCAUUCAUCUACUAAUUGGCAUCCGUACUAUCUACAGUUCGUGGUUGCAGUCAGUUGACUUCUCUCGGA
Messenger RNA from Didymodactylos carnosus, 2144 nucleotides. The record is from the annotation of a GenBank genome assembly. Lineage: Eukaryota; Metazoa; Rotifera; Eurotatoria; Philodinida; Philodinidae.